This is a messenger RNA of Arvicola amphibius (Eurasian water vole), 4077 nucleotides long. RefSeq names its product tenascin R (gene Tnr). The coding region runs from base 1 to 4077 and encodes 1358 amino acids. The record is from RefSeq and is a predicted model, not a curated record. NCBI's taxonomy places the organism in Eukaryota, Metazoa, Chordata, Mammalia, Rodentia, Cricetidae. Gene Ontology annotation, molecular function: protein binding. The transcript is spliced from 21 exons.
AUGGGGAUCGACGGGGAAACGGUGGUCUUGAAGAACAUGCUCAUUGGUGUAAACCUGAUCCUCCUGGGAUCCAUGCUCAAACCUUCUGAGUGUCGGCUGGAGGUGACCACAGAAAGGGGCCAGAGACAAACUGUGGGGGAGGAAGGAGGGGCUUCCAGCUAUAACACAUCCAGCAAGGAACAGCCUAUGGUCUUCAACCAUGUGUAUAACAUCAAUGUCCCGCUGGAGAGCCUCUGCUCCUCAGGGCUGGAGGCCUCGGCUGAACAGGAAGUGAGCGCUGAAGACGAUACUCUGGCAGAAUACAUAGGUCAAACCUCAGAUCACGAAAGCCAGGUCACCUUUACCCAUAAGAUCAACCUCCCCAAAAAAGCCUGCCCGUGCGCCAGUUCUACCCAGGUACUGCAGGAGCUCCUAAGCCGGAUCGAGAUGCUGGAGAGGGAGGUGUCAUUGCUGCGAGACCAGUGCAGCACCAACUGCUGUCAGGAAAGUGCGGCCACAGGACAACUGGACUAUGUCCCUCACUGCAGCGGCCAUGGCAACUUUAGCUUUGAGUCCUGUGGCUGCAUCUGCAAUGAAGGCUGGUUUGGCAAGAACUGCUCAGAGCCCUACUGCCCACUGGGCUGCUCCAGUCGGGGGGUGUGUGUCGAUGGCCAGUGCAUUUGCGACAGUGAAUACAGUGGCGAUGACUGCUCUGAGCUGCGGUGCCCAACGGACUGCAGCUCCCGGGGGCUCUGCGUGGAUGGAGAAUGUGUCUGUGAAGAGCCCUAUACAGGCGAGGACUGCAGGGAGCUGCGGUGCCCCGAGGACUGUUCAGGGAAGGGGCAGUGUGCCAACGGUACGUGCCUGUGCCAAGAGGGCUAUGCUGGGGAAGACUGCAGCCAGCGCCGGUGUCUGAACGCCUGCAGUGGGCGAGGACACUGCCAGGAGGGACUCUGCGUCUGUGAGGAGGGCUACCAGGGCCCCGAUUGCUCAACAGUUGCCCCUCCAGAGGACUUGCGAGUGGCUGGUAUCAGCGACAGGUCCAUUGAGCUGGAAUGGGACGGGCCGAUGGCAGUGACGGAAUAUGUGAUCUCUUACCAGCCGAUGGCCCUGGGGGGCCUCCAGCUCCAGCAGCGGGUGCCUGGAGAUUGGAGUGGUGUCACCAUCACGGAGCUGGAGCCAGGUCUCACCUACAACAUCAGCGUCUACGCUGUCAUUAGCAACAUCCUCAGCCCUCCCAUCACUGCCAAGGUGGCCACUCAUGUCUCCACUCCUCAAGGGCUACAGUUCAAGACGAUCACAGAGACCACCGUGGAGGUGCAGUGGGAGCCCUUCUCAUUCCCCUUCGAUGGGUGGGAGAUCAGCUUCAUUCCAAAGAACAAUGAAGGAGGGGUGAUUGCUCAGCUCCCCAGCGACGUUACCUCCUUCAACCAGACAGGGCUGAAGCCCGGAGAGGAGUACAUUGUGAAUGUUGUGGCUCUGAAGGAACAAGCCCGGAGCCUCCCUACCUCCGCCAGCGUCUCUACUGUCAUUGACGGGCCCACGCAGAUCCUGGUUCGAGAUGUCUCUGACACUGUGGCCUUUGUGGAGUGGACCCCACCUCGAGCCAAAGUCGACUUCAUUCUCUUGAAAUAUGGCUUAGUGGGUGGAGAAGGUGGAAAGACUACCUUCCGGCUGCAGCCUCCCCUAAGCCAGUACUCAGUGCAAGCCCUUAGACCUGGCUCCCGCUAUGAGGUCUCAGUCAGUGCAGUCCGAGGAACCAACGAAAGCGAUGCCACAAGUACCCAAUUUACAACAGAGAUUGAUGCUCCCAAGAACUUGCGAGUGGGUUCCCGCACAGCAACUAGCCUUGACCUUGAGUGGGAUAACAGCGAGGCAGAGGCACAGGAGUACAAGGUUGUGUACAGCACCCUAGCGGGUGAGCAGUACCAUGAAGUGCUGGUCCCUAAGGGCAUUGGCCCAACUACCAGGACCACCCUCACGGAUCUGGUACCAGGUACAGAAUACGGAGUUGGGAUAUCUGCGGUCAUGAACUCAAAACAAAGCAUUCCUGCUACCAUGAACGCCAGGACUGAGCUUGACAGUCCCCGAGACCUUAUGGUAACAGCCUCAUCAGAGACCUCUAUCUCUCUCAUCUGGACCAAGGCCAGCGGUCCCAUUGAUCACUACCGAAUUACUUUUACCCCAUCUUCUGGGAUCUCCUCAGAAGUCACUGUGCCUAGGGACAGGACUUCAUAUACUCUGACAGAUCUAGAGCCCGGAGCAGAAUACAUCAUCUCUAUCACGGCUGAGAGGGGUCGGCAGCAGAGCCUGGAGUCCACUGUGGAUGCCUUCACAGGCUUUCGCCCUAUCUCCCAUCUGCACUUUUCUCACGUGACCUCCUCCAGUGUCAACAUCACCUGGAGUGACCCAUCUCCCCCAGCAGACAGACUCAUCCUCAACUACAGCCCCAGGGAUGAUGAGGAAGACAUGAUGGAGGUCCUCCUGGAUGCCACCAAGAGGCACGCUGUCCUCAUGGGGCUACAGCCAGCCACUGAAUAUAUAGUGAACCUUGCAGCUGUCCAUGGGACCGUAACCUCCGAGCCCAUAGUGGGUUCCAUCACUACAGGAAUUGAUCCCCCCAAAAACAUCACAAUUAGCAAUGUGACUAAGGACUCGGUGACGGUUUCCUGGAGCUCUCCUGUCGCACCUUUUGAUUACUACCGUGUAUCAUAUCGACCCACACAAGUGGGACGGCUGGACAGCUCCGUGGUGCCCAACACUGUGACAGAGUUCACCAUCACCAGGCUGUAUCCAGCUACUGAAUAUGAAAUAAGCCUCAACAGUGUGCGGGGCAGGGAGGAGAGUGAGCGCGUCUGCACCCUGGUGCACACAGCCAUGGAUAGCCCUACGGAUCUGACUGCUACCAACAUCACCCCCACAGAAGCUCUGCUUCAGUGGAAAGCACCCAUGGGUGAAGUGGAGAACUAUGUCAUUGUCCUCACACACUUUGCAAUUGCAGGAGAGACCAUCCUGGUUGAUGGAAUCAGUGAAGAAUUCCAGCUUGUUGACCUGCUUCCUAGCACCCACUACACCAUCACCAUGUAUGCCACCAGUGGGCCUCUCGUGAGUGGCACCAUUGCCACCAACUUCUCUACCCUCCUGGACCCUCCUGCCAACCUGACAGCCAGCGAAGUCACCAGGCAAAGUGCAAUGAUCUCCUGGCAGCCACCUAGAGCAGAGAUUGAAAACUAUAUCCUGACAUACAAGUCCUCUGAUGGUAGCCGCAAGGAGCUGAUUGUGGAUGCUGAGGACACGUGGAUCCGACUGGAGGGCCUGUCAGAGAACACAGACUACACAGUGCUCCUGCAGGCAGCUCAGGAUGCCACAAGGAGCAGCCUCACCUCUACUGUCUUCACCACAGGAGGUCGAAUGUUCUCCCAUCCUCAGGACUGUGCCCAGCAUUUGAUGAAUGGAGAUACUCUGAGUGGAGUGUACACCAUCUUCCUCAAUGGGGAGCUAAGCCACAAGCUGCAAGUAUACUGUGACAUGGCCACAGAUGGGGGCGGCUGGAUUGUGUUCCAGAGGCGGCAGAACGGCCAAACUGAUUUUUUCCGGAAAUGGGCUGAUUAUUGCGUUGGCUUUGGGAAUCUGGAGGAUGAGUUUUGGCUAGGGCUAGAUAACAUCCACAGGAUAACAGCCCAGGGCCGCUAUGAGCUGCGAGUUGAUAUGAGGGAUGGGCAGGAGGCAGCCUUCGCCUACUAUGACAAGUUCGCUGUAGAGGACAGCAGAAGCCUAUACAAGCUCCGCAUAGGAGGCUACAAUGGCACUGCAGGAGACUCCCUCAGCUAUCACCAGGGACGCCCUUUCUCCACAGAGGACAGAGACAACGAUGUUGCAGUCACCAACUGUGCCAUGUCAUACAAGGGUGCUUGGUGGUAUAAGAACUGCCACCGGACCAACCUCAAUGGGAAGUACGGGGAGUCCAGGCACAGUCAGGGGAUCAACUGGUACCAUUGGAAAGGCCAUGAAUUCUCCAUCCCCUUUGUAGAAAUGAAGAUGCGGCCCUACAACCACCGGCUCAUGGCCGGGAGGAAACGGCGAGCCUUGAAAUUCUGA